Molecule: messenger RNA, 1660 nt
Organism: Danio rerio (zebrafish)
Lineage: Eukaryota; Metazoa; Chordata; Actinopteri; Cypriniformes; Danionidae
Gene: ctu2
Product: cytosolic thiouridylase subunit 2 homolog (S. pombe)
Biological process (GO): protein urmylation; tRNA wobble uridine modification; tRNA thio-modification
Cellular component (GO): cytoplasm
Molecular function (GO): nucleotidyltransferase activity; tRNA binding
Source: RefSeq, marked validated
UUUGUGAAUUGGAAGCCGUCAUGUGUCAAGUUGAAGAGGAUUAUAAUGGUCUGGAAUGUAACCAGGAGAAGAUCCCUGUGUCGGGACUUAACAGAAAGUGUAUGAAAUGUAAGGAGGGAACUGCUGUGCUCAUCAUUCGUGUCAGUGAUGCAUUUUGCAGGUCCUGCUUCAAGGAGUACUUUAUACACAAAUUCCGGGCGAUGCUGGGAAAGAAUCGUGUCAUAUUCCCCCAGGAGAAGGUCCUUCUUGCUGUUUCUGGUGGAGCAGCUUCCUGCACAAUGCUUUCACAAGUUCAAGAGGGUCUGAGUCGAGAUGCUCCCAAAAAGCUAAGAUUUAUGCCUGGAAUUGUAUACAUUGAUGAUGGUGGAGCUUGUGGGCGAAGUGAAGACGAGCGGCAGACUUCAAUAUCUCAGCUGAAAAACAUCUUCACACAGACUGGCUUCCCCUACUUUAUAGUUCCUUUAGAGAAGGUUUUCAGUUUGCCCACCUCUGUCCUUGUACCUGGCACAUCUGACCCAGACCCAUCCAAUCCCUGCUAUAAGCAAGCUGUGGACAAGUAUCUGAAAGAGAAGCAGAAGCUUAGAGAAGAGGAGGCCGUCUGUGCUGUGGCUCAGCUCAAUCUAGAAGAUUCUGCAUAUUUACCUGAACACAAGCUGGCGUUACAGAGAUUGUUCUCAUCACUCAAGACACUGUCAGCCAAACAGGAGAUGUUACAGACCCUGAGGCAGCACCUGAUUCUGCAUGUUGCCCGUGAGAACAGCUACUCAAAGGUGAUGAUGGGAGAAAGCUGUUCACGACUGGCUGUCAAACUGCUCAGUAACAUCGCUCUGGGCCGCGGAGCAGCGCUGGCUUCAGACACGGGUUUCUCUGAUCCUCGGUUUGGAGAUGUGGUGAUUGUGCGGCCCAUGAGGGACUAUUCCUCUAAAGAGAUCACCUUCUACAACCGAAUGUUUCAUGUGCCCUCUGUGUUUAUCCCAGGACUGGAUACCAAGAGCCAUGAUAAAGCCAGUAUCCAGAGACUGACGGAGAGUUUCGUCACCAACCUACAGGCUGAUUUCCCUUCCACUGUUAGCACCAUCUACAGAACUAGUGAGAAGCUUCAUACAGUCAGGCCUCCUCAAAGUCAAAGCACUGAACCAGAACCUGCCUCCAAAUGCCUACUGUGUCUCUGUGCUCUUGACACUACAGCAGAUAAAGCUUCUGCGUUUCAUGCUACAUUGAUCUCAGAGCAGCUUUCCCAGCUCAGACUUCAGGAGGGGUCUGUGGAUCUAGUGGCGGGGUCUUCAGAUCAGUGUUGUGUGGAGGAUCAGACCUGUGGCACCUCAGGCUGCUGCUCCUCAAAGAGGACGCCUGUGCAGCAGGACCUGAAGACUCUCCUGUGUUACAGCUGCAGGCUCACUGUUAAAGACAUGGCAGCAGUAAACACUCUUCCCCCGUACAUCUUAACAGAAGCAGAGAAACGACAAAGAAGAUCUCAGAUGAAGGUGGAGAUCAGUGAAUAUCUUCUGGAGGAGGACCAGGACUAGCAGAUAUGUGUAGGGCUGAUCACUCUGUCUUUUUGAUAACUGCUGUUUGUGGUUGCUGGAAAUAACUUAAAGCUAAAACAUACCAAUAUACCAUUGUAAACAUUUCACUAUUUGUCGUCUUUGUAAAUGAAUAA